Durusdinium trenchii is the source of this 1060-nucleotide messenger RNA. The record is from the annotation of a GenBank genome assembly. Lineage: Eukaryota; Dinophyceae; Suessiales; Symbiodiniaceae.
AAGCCUAGUCAAGGCAUUUGCAUGGCCCAGGCCCCCAAAAGCCUGCUUGUUUGCACCUUCCCGAUCUCAUUGUAGAGUAGGCUUGGAACCUUUCAAAAUCGAGCUAAGAUUGAGCAAUUGCGGCCAGGAUUUUCAGAACCUUGCAGAUGCGAAAGUACUUGACCUAUUUUGCAGGACACCCUCUUCGAGGUCAUGUGUUCUGGGUGGUUCAGUUGGUGCUUCCAAAGCUACACCAGGAGCACGAUUGAGGAGCUUGAGGCGCGUCGCACGCAGCUCGCGGGGCUGCUGCUGACAUGCUUUGGUGUGCAAGUGCUUCGUCUUGCCACAGGACAGCUGCUGUCCAUGCUCGGGCUUCUAACUUGCCUGGUGGGAAACAAGGCCCGCUGCACUUUGUGUGAUUGGGACUUGUGGGCCUUGGUCGUUGUGGGGACAUCUGCCGCCACCUUGGACCUUGUAAGCCUUGCCGUUGAUCUUGGAACCUUCGGCAGCUUCAAUGUUGGGUGGAGGCUGGCGCCUUGCCGCAGAAUUGCACUGCUUGGGGCCAUACUGGCACCUCUCCUGGAGGUUUGGUGUGUUCAGGUGGCUUUGUGCAGUUACAUCCCGCGGCAUGAGUAUCUCGUUGCAGCCCAUAUGCAAAGCUAUGGACACAUUGACGGGAGGGACGUUGCGGCGGCUGGAGCUAGGUUCAAGAAAAACUCCGGCACCACCUCCACGCUUUUCACAUCUCUCCGUGCAGCCGUUCUCGGGGAACCAGAGGAGGAGGUUGACCCAGUAUCACCUCCAGUUCAAGAUGAGAGUUCCUUGGGCGAAAAUGGACAGAGCGGCUCUGCUCAUGCACAGUGUUCUCAGUGCCAGAUGACGAUUCAACGUGCUGGUCGCCUUGGCACUGGGCUCUACGGGGAUUGCUUGUACUGUGAAGACUGCUGGGUUGCUUGGCAAACUGCUUCAUGCAGUUCUUGAGCCAGGCUGGUGCCUCGCCAGGUGGGAAAUGCCGUCGCAGCUGACGAAGAUUGAAGCGGGUGAAUGCGGUAGUUGAGUGAGGAUCGAGAGGAUGACAAGA